AUGAUUAGAGGGACAAUAGAAAUAUUUGUUUAUUUAAAAGAGUUAAGGAACAUUGAUCUUUUUUAACAGGGAGUUUAUCAACUUAAGAUUUGCAUAUAUAAGAAAGAUGAUACUUAAUUAGAUAUUAUAUCAGCUUAACCAUACAUGACUGUGGAGUAGAAGAGAUUUUUCAAUAAACAGACAACAGAUACUUAUGUGUAAUCUUCAAAACUCAUUGAUACAAGCUUUUACAGCAAAGCUUUUAUUAUUAAAUAUUGUGAUUAAGUUGUAGAGUUAAAUGAGGGAUGUGUGUUUAGAAUUGAAAUCCAAGCUUAUCCAGAAAUGAACCUUAACGAAUUAUAUUGCAUUAUUGAACUGCAUUUUUGUGAACUAAGCACUAUAACACAAGAGGAUUUUAAGCCAGAUCGAUUACAGAAUUAUCAAAAAUGCGUAGCGAAAUUUUCAAGCAAAUUACACAAUGUUAAAUUUAUAAAAGAAUAUGUCCCUUGUGUAUUUGAUGAAUCCCACUUUUGCUUAUUAAAAUUAAGUCUACACUCAGUUUUAGUUGACUUCAAAUAUUAUCAGCAAAAUGACUUAUCACUUCAAUAAUUUAUGAAUAAAAUAACAAAUCAAUGUAAAUGA
Paramecium tetraurelia is the source of this 621-nucleotide messenger RNA. RefSeq lists its product as uncharacterized. The record is from RefSeq and is a predicted model, not a curated record. The transcript is spliced from 2 exons. Lineage: Eukaryota; Ciliophora; Oligohymenophorea; Peniculida; Parameciidae.